Trichomonas vaginalis G3 is the source of this 705-nucleotide messenger RNA. Its product is annotated as ribonuclease inhibitor domain-containing protein. Bases 1 to 705 code for a protein of 234 amino acids. The record is from RefSeq and is a predicted model, not a curated record. The transcript has a single exon. Lineage: Eukaryota; Parabasalia; Trichomonadida; Trichomonadidae.
AUGAAAAACAUAACAUUAAAAACAACAUCGAGAGCUCAUAAAACACUUUUAUCAGGAAAAUAUCGCCAAGCAAAGCAAGAAAUAAUCUCAGCAUAUGAUAGAACAAUAGAUGGAACCACAGAUUAUUCAAAUAUAGGAUUAUUGCAAUUAAAUUCAAUCGAGGUUCCAUCAACAACACAAAAUCUAUUGCUUAAUGGAAACCCUAUAAAAUCACUAGAAGGAUUAGGAAAUACAAUAAAUAUUCAUUUUCUGAACAUAGAUAAUACAGAAUUUGAAUCAUUCCGUAACUUCCCUCAAUUUCCAAACUUAGUGUCAAUUAGUUUAUCGCAAACUCCCAUUACAAAAAAUCCAGCAUUCAAAUCAGGAUUAAUAAUAUUAAUACCUUCCCUUAAAAAAAUUAAUGGUGAAUUGGUCACAAGAGCUGAGAGAAAAAUUGCUGAAAGUUUUAAUGAAAAAACCCCGCUACUGCUCCGAAAUGGCUGGACACCUUCGUUGCAUCCACCAAAUGAGCAAGAAACUUAUCAUAUUCUAAACCGUCUACUUGCUACUCGGAAAAUUAUUUCUUCCUCUAGAAACUUGAAUUCAAAAGAAUGUGUUACAUCACAACCCGCUCACACGAAAACCCUACGAGCAUAUCUCGAUUUGUCUAUAAAGAAAAAGCAGUUAGAAAUUGCUCAAUUAAACCAACAAAUUGAAGAUUCAUGA